Messenger RNA from Talaromyces atroroseus, 2502 nucleotides. RefSeq lists its product as hypothetical. Lineage: Eukaryota; Fungi; Ascomycota; Eurotiomycetes; Eurotiales; Trichocomaceae. Gene Ontology annotation, cellular component: cytoplasm; cytosol. Gene Ontology annotation, molecular function: ubiquitin protein ligase binding; protein-macromolecule adaptor activity. The record is from RefSeq and is a predicted model, not a curated record. The coding region runs from base 1 to 2502 and encodes 833 amino acids. The transcript has 3 exons. Gene Ontology annotation, biological process: ubiquitin-dependent endocytosis.
AUGCCCUUCAGUUCAGUCCGCUAUCGUCCGAUGACAACUUUUGCGGUCGACCACCGGCAUGCUAACAACGGUCAAGGCAAACAGGAACCAGUCUGUUCAUAUCCAGAUCAACUAGUCGCUCGAUCUUGGCGCAAACCACGAGGCACUGAUUCCCGCCGCUACUAUUUCCUCUCUUCUAGGCCAUCCGGCGCGGAUUUAGCUGAGCUCUGGGGGAAGCUGUCAGACAGGCCAAGGAAGAGCGCAAAACAACUCUCUCGUCUGCGAGCUUUCGCCACAGGACAACUCGGAAACACAAUGUCGCUUGACGUGGCGAGGCCCGGUCGUUCGAGGCCACAUUCGGAGAUCUUCGUAGGCGCGGACGAAGACCGAGUAGCGCAGUUUAUGGCCGCGCAAAUGCUACAAAGCAAUUCUAGUAGCAACUCAAUUGCUGGUGGAACCUCAUCUCGUUCGAUGUCUCGGGAGCGGUCUAACAGUGACGACUCGAAUAUUAUGAGUGUCGGUAUGCCAACAUUGCGCAACGAGCGAGUUGUCGCUACGGGGAAUGGUAUCACCGUUAGCAUUGCACUAGCUGAGCCAGUACUCUUCCUACCGGGUUAUGACCACAACGAUCCAAGCACGAAGAAGUCGACGAUUUUGAGAGGCCAUUUGCAUAUCAAGACAACGAAGGCAGUAAAGGUUAAGAAGGUUUCCAUAUGUUUUCGUGGACAGGCGCAAACGGAUUGGCCAGAUGGUAUUCCACCAAAGAAAGUCUCUUUUCACGACAAGAAAGACAUCCUAACAUCGGGGAUGGUCUACUUCAACCAAGGCGAAUCUUCCAUUGUUCAGAAUCCUUACGGUGCUCAUUACUACAAAGUAGCGAGCCCGGCGCCCCUGAACGCGACCAAAGAAACGAAAAUCUAUAAUGUGACUACCACAACACGAGAGCUGUUGAAGAAUGGAUCGACGGCCACCAUUAAUAGGGAAUCCGCGAGGGAAUUGAAACGUCUGUCUCUACAGUCUAACCAGUCGCGCAGUUUCAACAAGAACGAUGCGCCGCCUCCAAGCACGCAGCCGCAAGCCGUGCGCAAUUACCGACUUUUUCCUCCCGGUGAUUACCUCUACUCAUUUGAAUUUCCCAUUGAUGGGUCAAUGCCGGAAACUAUCAAAAGUGAGCUCGGCUUUGUGCGAUAUGACCUGGAAGCUAUUGUGGAACGAUCAGGCGCAUUUCGCCCCAACUUGCUGGGAACCUCGGAAAUAGAAGUUAUACGCACGCCUGCUGAGGGUUCCCUCGAGCAAGUUGAGCCAAUUGCCAUUUCGCGGAAUUGGGAGGAUCAACUGCAUUAUGAUAUUGUUAUUUCAGGAAAAUCUUUCCCAAUGGGGUCCCAGGUCCCGAUUGCUUUCAAAUUGACACCGCUCGCCAAGGUUGAAUGCCACCGGAUCAAAGUAUACGUGUCGGAGAACAUUCAGCACUGGACUCAGGAUAAGUAUGUUCAUCGGUUGCAACCUCCGAAGAAAGUUCUGCUUUUUGAGAAACGAGCCGAUGUGCCUAGUAUCAGCACAUAUCCCGGAAGUAGUAUGCGCGUCACCGCCGGUGGUGGCGUGCCCUGGGAUCGACGAGAAGCAGCAUCUCAAGGGGAAGAACAGGUUAACCGAGGAGUGACCAGUCUUUUGGGCAAUCUGUCCAAUGAAGUGGGAACUGGGCCUACGGAGAUGGAGUUUAGUGUGCAACUCCCAAGCUGCCAUACAAUGAAGGGAAAGGAUGAAGGGCAGAAGUUGCAUUUUGAUACAACAUACGAGAACAUACAAAUCAACCACUGGAUCAAGAUUGUAAUGCGUCUGUCCAAACCCGAUGAGAAAGACCCUACCAAACGCCGUCACUUUGAGAUCUCAAUCGACUCUCCCUUUCACAUCCUAUCUUGCAAAGCCACACAAGGGAAUAUCUACCUGCCGGCAUACAGCGACCCUUCUUCAGACCCCGCGGUUAUCCAAGAAGCGUCUUCUUGUGGAUGUCCCGGGGCUCCGAUGUCAAAGCAGAGCGCUUCAAACAGCCGAAUAAACCUAACCACCUUGAUGUCUGACAACUCGAACUCCAAUAUUAAUCCUACUGAUAACGACAUUAACGUGGGCCCCAAUGGCCGUGGACUACCGCGCAGCUUCACUAACGGGUCUGGGGGAUUGUCACGGCCUGAACAAGCACACAUAGCCCACGAGCCAAGCGGACGUGAUGCACCGCGACCCAUGCAUCUCAUACGAGCGCCGUCUUUCGCACCCCCUUCUUUCGACGAACUGGAACCACCGCCGCCGUUGAUCACUCCACCACCGGAGUAUGCAACCAUAGUCGGUGAUAAUGACCGGGAGACCGUUCUGACUGAUUAUUUCAAUCGGCUUUCUUAUUUUGAGGAACAGGACGAUGAGCGCGGACUCGGUCGAGUUGAUGUUCCUCUUACCCCUGGCGGUCGUGUGCAUCGUAGCAUGGAUGUACCGCGAGAAUGGGUUCGAUUGGGCGAUGCUACCGUUCAGUGA